Molecule: messenger RNA, 1713 nt
Organism: Gavia stellata (red-throated loon)
Lineage: Eukaryota; Metazoa; Chordata; Aves; Gaviiformes; Gaviidae
Gene: SACK1F
Product: family with sequence similarity 83 member F
Exons: 5
Coding region: 190-1713 (507 amino acids)
Source: RefSeq, a predicted model, not a curated record
GGAGAGGGGCUGAACCGAGGGGACAGCCGUGUCCCCGAGGAGCCACGGGAGCGUGAGGGGCCGGCGCAGGGCGGCGCGGCCGCUCCACCCGUCGGGGCGGGCUCGGGCAGGCCAGGUGAGGCGGGCCCGGCUCUGCCUUUCCCUCCUUCCGCAGCCUCCCGGCCGGCUGGCGCUGCGUGUGCCGGCAGCAUGGCGGAGUCCCAGGUGCUCCUGCUGGACGAGUCGCACGUCAAUGAGAAGGUGACUGCGGCCCAGGCCCGCUUCUACUACAGCGAGGAGCAGCGCCGGGCCCUGGAGGCGCUGGUGACCCGGGGCGAGGCGGCCUACCGGGAGGCGCUGAGGAAGGAGCAGCUCCGCGACUUUCUCUCCAGCCGGGAGCUGCAGGCCCUGCGGGGCAGCUGGCGGGGAUACGACGACCCCCGGGAGGGCGGCAAGGUGGCGCGGGGACCUGGCGGGGAGACCCUUUCGCUGGCCUACUGGCCCGAGUGCUCGGACACAGAGGUGCCGCCGUUGGACUUGGGCUGGACCGACAAGACCUUCUACCGGGGCAUCAGCCGGGUGGCCCUCUUCACGCACCCCCGCAAGGAGGAGAGCGUGCCCCACCUGAAGGAGGUGGUGCGGGAGAUGAUCCAGCAGGCGCAGAAGAUUAUUGCAGUGGUCAUGGAUGUAUUUACAGACUGUGACAUCUUCCGUGAUAUUGUUGAUGCAGCAUAUAAGCGCUGGAUCCCAGUCUAUAUAAUCCUAGAUGAGGAGGGUGUGAAGCUCUUCCUAGAAAUGUGCAGAUGCCUCGACCUCAGCGACUUGCAGAUUCGGAAUAUCCGCAUACGUUCUGUGACUGGAGUUGGGUUCUACAUGCCAGCAGGGAAGAUCAGAGGCACGCUGGCAUCCCGAUUCCUGAUGGUGGACGGUGAAAAGGUGGCCACUGGAUCAUACAGCUUCACAUGGAGUUCAUCCCACAUUGACAGAAACAUCCUGCUAGUCUUGACAGGACAGCAUGUGGAGAUGUUUGACAUUGAGUUUCGUGAGCUUUAUGCCAUCUCAGAGGAAGUUAAUUUCUACAAGGAAUUGGGUAUUGCUAACCCAUUCCUUCUUGGAAUUGGGAAGUCAGGCCUUCAUUCCUCCACCGUGGCUCGAAAGUUCAUUAACCCCAAGUAUGGUUUAGUGGCAGGGGCAACCCGUGGUGAUAUGAUGCUCUGGGCUUCACGACACAGGCAGGAUCAUCAGGGGAACAUGGAAAAGGAGGAAACAAGUGAGUCAAAGAAACGGUUAAAUCAGUUUCUGAAUGACUUAAUCACAUUGGAGCAAGAGUUCCCAGAAAUUGAUCCACCUCUGGAGAAUUUGAACAAGCUGAAUCGGAGCCCUCAAAAACUGUUCUCCCGACUCCACAUGGACCUGAAAAAUAAAUCCAAAUCCAGAGAGUCUAUUCGAGAUAUGAAGAAAGAAGAUGCACACGCCAAUUCAAAGCAAGGAAAACGGUUUGCCAGUGGGCUUUUCAGUCGCAAGGCCAAACGAUCUCCAGGCUCAAGCAUUGAGGCCAAUUCUUUUGCCAGUGAAGGACAUUCAGGAGAAGACCUUGGGAACGUGAAACUGGAAUAUGAGCGGCUCAGCAUUGGCCAUGCCAGUGUUAGGAGCACUGGAGGCAUCUCAGGUAACCUGGGUCCAAACUCCACUACAAGUGAUAAAAACAAACAAUCUACCUGUGUGUUAUCUUGA